This is a messenger RNA of Equus caballus (horse), 645 nucleotides long. It is a transcript of the gene TSLP, whose product is annotated as thymic stromal lymphopoietin. Gene Ontology annotation, biological process: positive regulation of tyrosine phosphorylation of STAT protein; positive regulation of interleukin-6 production; positive regulation of chemokine production. The record is from RefSeq and is marked validated. Gene Ontology annotation, molecular function: cytokine activity; interleukin-7 receptor binding. Gene Ontology annotation, cellular component: extracellular region. Lineage: Eukaryota; Metazoa; Chordata; Mammalia; Perissodactyla; Equidae.
CCAACUUAAGGCAACAGCAUGGUUUUUUUCAGGAAGAUCUUCAUCUUGCAGCUGGUAGGGCUGGUGCUGACCUACGAUUUCACUGACUGUAACUUUGCGAAGAUUGAAGAGGAAUAUCAGAAUGUCAUUUUUCUAGCCCUGAAGGAAUAUAUGAAUGGAAUCAAAAGUACCCAGUUCAACCACACUGUCUACUGUGGAGACCGGCCGAGUUGUCUCACCGAAAUCGAGCGCCUUACCUUCAAGUCCAGCCAAUGCCUGUCACUCGCCAAGAAAAUUGUAACAGCAACUAACGCUACGCUCAACAGCCAUUGCCCAGGCCACUCCGGAAUUCAGAUAAAUAAUACCCAGGCAAUGAAGAAAAGAAAGAAAAGAGAAGUCACGACAAAUAAAUGCCUUAAACAAGUCUCAAACUUAAUAGAAUUGUGGCGUUAUUUCAGUCGCUCCCAGUGAAACAAAAUAAAUCUCCACUGAAGUCCUAUUUCACAGUAACAAAUUAUCUUUACUAGGUAGAUAGAACAUUAACUCUGGGAUGUUUAAAAGACUACCAAUGGUUAUUUUUUAAUUACAGAAGGGUUUCUUAACUUAUUUUUGUAAGCUUUCCUCAUUUAAUGUAGGUCUGUAAUGCAGGGAAAGUACUAAUCCUCA